This is a messenger RNA of Mercurialis annua (annual mercury), 1681 nucleotides long. Its product is annotated as 7-deoxyloganetin glucosyltransferase-like. The record is from RefSeq and is a predicted model, not a curated record. The transcript has 2 exons. Lineage: Eukaryota; Viridiplantae; Streptophyta; Magnoliopsida; Malpighiales; Euphorbiaceae. Bases 36 to 1487 code for a protein of 483 amino acids. Gene Ontology annotation, molecular function: UDP-glycosyltransferase activity.
UUUCCAUACAUUAUCCAAUUCAUAAUUCACUGAAAAUGGCUCCCAUAUCCAAUCAUCAACCCCAUGCAGUAUGCUUUCCAUAUCCAGCUCAAGGUCACAUAAAUCCAAUGAUGAAGCUAGCCAAACUCCUCCAUUCGAAAGGCUUUUACAUCACAUUUAUCCACACUGAAUAUAAUCAGAAACGCUUGCUCAAAUCUAGCGGUCCGAAUUCUCUUGACGGGUUACCUGAUUUUCGAUUCGAAACCAUACCUGACGGUCUUCCUCCGUCUUCUGAUCCGGAUUCUAAUCGCGAUAUAUUAGCUCUGAAUCGAUCUGUUACUGAGAAUUGCUUGGAACCGUUUCGUAAACUUCUUGCGAAACUCGAAUGUUCGGAUGGUGUUCCGCCGGUUUGUUGUAUAGUUGCUGAUGGUAUUAUGACUUUUACGCUUGAUGCUGCUCAGGAAAUUGGGGUUCCUGAUUUUUUGUUUUGGACUUCGAGUGCUUGUGGGUUUUUAGCGUAUUCGUAUCAUAAACAUCUCGUUGAAAAAGGGCUUGUGCCACUCAAAGAUGCGAGCUAUUUAUCAAAUGGUUAUCUAGACACAACUAUUGAUUGGAUUCCAGGCAUGGAAGGGAUUCGUCUGAAGGACUUACCGACUCUGAUUCGAACAACAGAUCGAAAUGAUUUCUUUUUAAACUUUGCAAUUCAAGAAACAGAUAGAAGUGCAAAAGCAUCAGGAAUUAUUCUGAAUACUUAUGAUGAGUUAGAAACUGAAGUUUUGGUUGCUCUCUCAUCUAUGUUCCCUCCAAUCUACACCAUUGGUCCUCUUCACUUACUGUCCGAUAAAAUACCUCAGAGAGAUGGAAUGAUAUCGAAUUUCGGUUCCAGUUUAUGGAUUGAUAAUGUCGAAUGCUUCAAAUGGCUUGAUUCGAAAGAACCUAAUUCAGUUCUUUACGUGAACUUCGGUAGCAUGACGAUUAUGACACCCCAACAAAUCGUGGAACUUGCAUUCGGACUUGCUAAUAGCAAGCAAAGUUUCCUUUGGAUUAUACGGCCUGAUAUGGUCGAGGGCGAGUCUGCAAUUCUGCCAGAAGAAUUUGUGGUCGAGACUAAAGAAAGAGGCCUAAUGACAAGCUGGUGUCGUCAGGAAAAGAUCCUGAACCACCCGUCAAUCGGGGGGUUCUUAAGCCAUAUGGGAUGGAAUUCGACAAUUGAAAGCUUGAGCAGUGGUGUGCCUAUGAUUUGUUGUCCGAAUAACGGCGAGCAAACGACUAAUUGUUGGUUUGCUUGCAAGAAAUGGGGUGUUGGUUUGGAGAUAGAUGGUGAUGUUAAAAGAGAUGAGGUGGAGAAGGUUGUAAGAGAACUAAUGGAGGGAGAUAAAGGUCAAGAAAUGAGAAAAAAGGCUUUAGAAUGGAAGAACAAGGCAGAACAAAGUGCAGAUUUAAAUGGCAAAUCAUUUAUGAACUUGGACAGAUUGUUUAGUGAGGUUUUGCUAUCACAAAAUAAAUGAUAAUAAUUUAGUUAUGACUUUGUUAUUGCAAUUUUGGCAUUUCAAGGUUUGUUUUUCGAAUUAUUUGUUUGAUUACAUAAGUUUUGAGUUGUGUAUUAUGCUCUGAUUUGGUACCUAGUGAUUGAGUUGGUGGUAACUUUGUUGUAAAAUUGGAAGAAUCUCUAAAAAUGAAAUCUAUAAAUGGAGUUUAUGAA